Messenger RNA from Pecten maximus, 592 nucleotides. RefSeq lists its product as uncharacterized. The record is from RefSeq and is a predicted model, not a curated record. The transcript is spliced from 3 exons. Lineage: Eukaryota; Metazoa; Mollusca; Bivalvia; Pectinida; Pectinidae. Bases 1 to 549 code for a protein of 182 amino acids.
AUGGAAACUUCGGAAGACCGUGGCAAUCCCUCCAGUAAACAAUUCCAUUAUGAAAAUAAUAUGACAGUUGAAAGAGUGCCAUCAAAUAUCAAAGAGUCAUUUGGGAGCGGAGCGUCCAAUACUAGAUAUGGUCGGCCAGAAGAUACCAAUGUUAAAAUGCCUAUGACGAUUCGGCAGUUUCAGAAGUCCGACAAGGUAAGAAUUCACCAAGACUACACGCAUGUUGCAGAGGUCGGACAUCGGCAAAAACGUAAACGUGAUGCCAUCGAAACUUUGGAUCGCCGUGACAUCCCCUCCAGUAAACAACAGCAAUAUAAAACUAACACAACAGCUGGACGAACGACAUCAAAUACCAUAGAGACAUCUGAGGGCGGACAAGCUGAAAAUUGCUCCGAGGCUAUUGAAGACUUAAAUCGAGAGAUGCGUGAAGUAGUGCAUCAAAGCCAAUCUCAGUUGAAGAAGGCAAUAGCGGAGAUUGCGGAGAGUAUAGUUGAAAAAAUAUCACAGCAAAUGGAAGGUGAUUAUCAAACUGGUGUUUUUAUGGAAUAGCUGAAUCCUGAAGGCAAAUAAUUACAAUGAUAUCAUCAUGAGG